Messenger RNA from Pelagomonas calceolata, 591 nucleotides. The record is from the annotation of a GenBank genome assembly. NCBI's taxonomy places the organism in Eukaryota, Pelagophyceae, Pelagomonadales, Pelagomonadaceae.
CGUUGCUCAUCUGGCCUCUGCCAGCGCCAGCAACUUCUUUGCGAGCGAGCGAAAAUGGCCCCACCCACGGCCCCAGCGAAGCCGGUCGACGGCGGCGCGGACGACGCCCAACUCCCCGUAGCCGACGUCGUCGUCGCGGACGAGACCGUGCCCAUCGCCGAGAGCGUCGCGGAGACCAUCGAGCCGCUCGCGGCCGCAACCAUCGAGAGCGACGCGGUCCUCGCGCAGCGGCUCCAGCGCGAGGAAGAACAGGGCGCGCUGCUCGUGCGCCCCGGCCCGCCGGCCGGCCGCGUCGCGGUCGUGGAAUCCCAGUACUACGGGCCCGUCAGUUUCCUGGCGUCGUGCCUCCUCUUCACGGUCUUCCCGCCGUGCGCGCUGAUUCCCUGCUUCUCGCCGUGCGACCGGGCCCAGGUCGUCACCGUCCAGCCCGACGGCGUCGCGCGCCGCCGCAACCGGCGGGUCUUCGUCGUCGUGCCUCCCGGCGUCCGUGUCGGCGACACGCUCCAGACGACGACGCCGGAGAACAUCGUCCUGAACGUGCGCGUGCCGCCGCGGACGGAGCCCGGUGCUCGGAUCUGCGUGCAGUACUAG